This is a messenger RNA of Neofelis nebulosa (Clouded leopard), 2018 nucleotides long. RefSeq names its product melanocortin 2 receptor accessory protein 2 (gene MRAP2). Gene Ontology annotation, molecular function: type 4 melanocortin receptor binding; type 5 melanocortin receptor binding; type 1 melanocortin receptor binding. The transcript has 4 exons. The record is from RefSeq and is a predicted model, not a curated record. Gene Ontology annotation, cellular component: endoplasmic reticulum; plasma membrane. NCBI's taxonomy places the organism in Eukaryota, Metazoa, Chordata, Mammalia, Carnivora, Felidae. Bases 253 to 873 code for a protein of 206 amino acids. Gene Ontology annotation, biological process: protein localization to plasma membrane; regulation of adenylate cyclase-activating G protein-coupled receptor signaling pathway.
CCUUUUCCCUUUCUUGGCGGAAAGCUCUUAUCCAGACAGCGAGGGGCAGGGUUCGGCAAAGCUCGCCUCCUCUGGGCCUCGGCAUCCCCGGGCCAGCUCGCCUGCAGGUCGGGAGCGCGCGUCCCCGCCGCACCGCGGCGCCAGGAGCGACUCGCCAAGCCCGGGGCCGCGGGAGGAGGUGGAGGCGGUGGCGAAGCUCACGCACCUCGGAGGAGCGGCGCCCGCGGGCCGGGGAGCGCCAGCCGGGUAGAGAUGUCUGCCCAGAGGUUAAUUUCUAACAGAACAUCCCAGCAAUCUGCAUCUAAUUCUGAUUACACCUGGGAAUAUGAAUAUUAUGAGAUUGGACCAGUUUCCUUUGAAGGACUGAAGGCUCAUAAAUAUUCCAUUGUGAUUGGAUUUUGGGUUGGUCUUGCUGUCUUCGUGAUUUUCAUGUUUUUUGUGCUGACUUUGCUGACCAAGACGGGAGCUCCACACCAAGACAAUGCAGAGUCUUCAGAGAAGAGAUUCAGAAUGAAUAGCUUUGUGUCAGACUUCGGAAGACCGCUGGAGCCAGAUAAGGUGUUUUCUCGACAGGGCAAUGAGGAAUCCAGGUCUCUCUUUCACUGCUACAUCAAUGAAGUGGAACACUUGGAUAGGGCUAAAGCUUGUCACCAGACCACAGCCCUUGACAGCUGUGUUCAACUGCAGGAAGCCAUUAGAAGCAAUGGGCGGCCAGAGGAGGAGUUGAACAGGCUCAUGAAGUUCGACAUCCCCAACUUCGUGAACACAGACCAGAACUCCUCCUUUGGGGAGGAUGAUCUUCUGAUUUCAGAACCACCUAUUGUUCUAGAAAAUAAGCCAGUUUCCCAGACCUCACACAAAGACCUGGAUUGAGAAACGUACUCUGUAAAGUGUCUUCCUGGAGAUGUUGGAUCCGUCUUUGUAAAGCAAGAAAUCUCCACUGACCAAAGUUGUUUGUGUGUGUUGGGGGGAGACAUGGGAGACAGAGAUAGAAAGAAAGACACAGAGAAGAGAGCCCCCUCAGAAAAGAGCUGAAGAAGCUGAGCUUCUGUGCCUUUAAACACAGUUCAGGCUUUUUUGAGAAUAAAGUAUUUGCAUGGUCUCACCUUCCUUGUUGUUGAAAAGUUUGGCUGCACAGAGUGUCAGUGUUCUUGAAUGGGGGUUAGCAUGCUGCAUUCCAGUCUGGCCCUGCCACCACCACGCUCUAUUUUUAGCAAGUUGCUUUACCUCUCUGGGCUGCCACAUUGUUCAUUGUAACAUGAGGAGUUUGAAGUAGAUGACUCAUCCCAGCUCUAAUAUUUUGUGAAUUUGUGACUUUGCAUCCAGAAGAAGCUGGAAUGUACAUAAUGCAGUAUAAACCAGGGCACUGCCUCCUAUCUCUUGUAGGAUGCCCUAUGUCAGUACCUUCCACUCAGCCCUUAACUGAGCCCAGCUUUUGUCAGAGGUCCAAGCAUCUAUGAGGAGGUCAGAAGACACAUCUCUCAGUCACCAUGGCGAACAUUUCUUUGAUUGUACUGAAACAGCUCUUCUGAGAACCUCCAGCCACCCAUGCUAAGAGCUAGGGCCAGCCCUGCCCCUCUUCUCCCAGAAUCAGUACCAAUUCAUGGUACAUCGCAUGGCACUCUUGUUCCCAGAAAUGUAGAGAAGGUUGUCAGCUCAGUGAGAGGAGGUGCCUUUUGUAUCUCUGUGUUGGUGUGCGUCCGUCAUAAGAAGAGUACUUGCCAUGCUAUUUACUUGGCAGAUGUGUAGGUGAUAGUCAUGUGACUAGUGUAUGGACUUUGAGCUGAGAUGGUGAAUGGGUUGUAAAUCCCCACCAACAGAUAUGCAGGGUGGCCUGGUGCAACACAGAGUUAAUUUCAUGAAAGAGUCCAGUCUGCACGCUGGUAUUGGAAACAACUUGGUUUUGCACACACAGUUGCAUGCAUGGCCAACUGCUAAUCUCUGGGUGGCAUUUUCAUUAUGAAUUUGUUUACCACCUGUCUUGCUAAAGCUAAAAAAUAAAUGCAUUUGCACAGGAA